GCGGCCCUGGGAAGGGCACAUGUAUGGCCCCCAAGCUCUCGCUUAGGUUGGAUAAAUCACCAGUUAAAUCCGCCCAUUUAAUACAUAAGCCCGCCCGCUCUGUCACGAAAGCCCGCCUUCCGCUCGCUCACUUUAGAACUUUCUAAGUCACCCUACGCCUUGAAUCGCUGCUAUCGAGCUAGAGAUUGGGGUGAAACUGUCACAGCAGUAGGUGAGUCACCAAACUACAAAGUGGAGGAAUAAACCCCUCGGUGCGUUUAGAUUUCCUCACUUCUCACUGAGACGUCACGGUACAGGCCAAAGUCGAGCCCUUUUAAGCACAGGACCAAUGAGAACGCAGCUUUGGAGCCGAGCCCUCUCCAAGGGAACCAAUAGCCACCUCCUGUUGUUGAUCGAGCCUCCUCCGGUCAUGUGAGAGCUGGAUGCCAGCAUGGAAGGUAGGAGUCACUGCAGCGCCAUGUGGGCCCGUGGCUGAGGCAGAGGGAUCCCAGGAUCAGUAGAGAUUACUGACUUUAUCCAGUCUGAAGAUCUCCAGAAAUCAUUCUGCUUGAGGCGCCCCUCUCUUUGCUCUGCAGGGAGCAAGGUGUUCCUCUCCUCUACAUAAAAUGGUUUCCAUCAGUUGCAGCAAACCUCUCCCUGGGGCUGAUAUUAUUUCUAAUGCUGCAUCUCCAUGUGACUUGACCAUGGCAAUUUCACAGUGGGAGGAGACACCAGUGCCCACAAUAAUGAAGACUAAUGAUUGCUCUUCUGCCAGCUCCCUGGAUGAGCAGCUUAACAGCACUAUUGCCUUUAAAAAAGAUGAGUGUGAUGAUUUUCCUCAAGAAGGUGGUCUUCAGGAAGAAGUGGGAGGUAUUAUUUUCUCUCAUUUGGUAAGGACUGUGGAUGAUACCAAGGAAACCACCCAGUCUGCACAUCUAAAAGUCCCAGACUUUUCUGCUGCUUUCCCCCAGGAAUUUUCUCCCACAUUAGAGGAAAUUGAAGAGUUUUUAAAGGACAACAUGGAUCUCAUACGUGAGGAGCUGGGUGAAAAUCAGGCAAUUCCCUCUGGAUGGCUUCAGAGCUGUAAGACAGGUGAUCAGACGUCACCCACAAGUGAAAUACUCUCGGGAGAGAAGUUGUCCACUCCAGUGACCCCAGAAGCUUCCACAAAUUCACCUUCCUCAACUGGAACUAUACCUGUUAUCCUUCAGAUUCAGCCAGUGCCUGGGACUUCCUCCCCAGCCCAAAGCUCAUCUGGCACUGUGCGUGUGGCACAGCUGUUAAUCAGUGUUCAGGGCCAGAGUCUGGCAUUGGCACCCAUGCCAGGACCUGCUUCACCUGGGGACCAGAAGUAUGUGAGGAUUGCUCCACUUCCAGUAGCUGUCCGACCCCUCACACUGGGAGGUGUGUUUGUUAGUGAGGGACAGCAAAGGACACAGAAGGGGGCAGCAGCUGUAAUCAGGGUACACAAGUGUAGCCAUCCUGGUUGUAACAAGAUGUACACCAAGAGUUCACACCUUAAAGCACAUUUCAGGAGGCAUACAGGAGAAAAACCUUAUGUGUGCACAUGGCCUGAUUGUGGCUGGAGGUUUUCUCGCUCUGAUGAGCUGUCCAGACAUAAGAGGUCCCAUUCUGGAGUGAAGCCCUAUCAGUGUGUAGUUUGUGACAAGAAAUUUGCUCGCAGUGACCAUUUGUCGAAGCACAUGAAGAUUCAUCGCGGCCAGAGGGUUGGUGGAACGCGGAUACCCCGUGCUAGCACUUAACUUCUUUCCCUUUCCCAGUAAUUUUAAAUGGACACUGUGAAAAUAUGGUCUUUCCCAAAUACAAGUCCUAGGUCCUCCAGGUGAUAAGGGAAUGUGGAAGCAGGCUUUUGGUUACAGUCUGUUUAACCUCUUCGGCACCAUCUUGGCACCAAAUGGAGACAUUUUGCUCAACUGAUUUUUUUUUUUUGCAAAUUUCUCACAAAGCUGUGUUGAGGUGGCUUAAUAUGAAUCCCUGUGGAUCUAAACCUACCUCUUCUGACUGACUGUUACAUGCAACAACUUGGGCACACCAAAACUCUGACCUCUACUAUAAACAAUAGAGAGUCCAUUCGCACCAUCCUGUUGAGUUAAUAAUGUCCAUUGGCUGAGGAUAUUGGAUUUAUAUUGUCAGGUUUGUUGUCCUAUAAAACUUUUCUGUCCUGGUUCCUAAAAUGUCACACUUAGUUCUUAAAUUUUAUUUGACGGAUGCACUUCUCUUAAAAGUCUCUAAGCAUUUUAAUUAUAUAAAUAAGUGUAAUAAUUCCUGCAUCCUGUCUGCCUUAAGUUACUCAUACACACAUGUAUUAUGGACUGCAUACAGGAUUCAGUUUGGAAUUCAGUUCAAUUGUAGCACUUCUAUUCAGAUUUGAAUCCUUAGUGGUCAGCUGAAGCCUAAUAUCAGUUGGCUUUAAAAACAAUGGACGGCUGAAGGGGACAACAUCUCUUUUAUUUAUAGAUAAUUUGUUUUUCUUGAUUUUACUCAAACUUGAAUUAGUAUUUGGUUUCCUAUUUAACCAUAUAACUAUAACUGUUUCAGUGUAUGUGUACCAAUACACAUAUUAUACCUUAAUUUUCCUAUUUUGCCCCAGACAUACACAAACCUAUCCACUGACACUGAGAAAGCAUAGCAGGUUUUAUGUUAUAGUGAUGGCUCCAGCUAUGAAUUAAAGCAACAUUUUAAAUAUGA
Messenger RNA from Xenopus tropicalis (tropical clawed frog), 2688 nucleotides. RefSeq names its product Kruppel-like factor 15, gene 2 (gene klf15.2). Bases 606 to 1742 code for a protein of 378 amino acids. The transcript has 3 exons. Gene Ontology annotation, biological process: positive regulation of DNA-templated transcription. Gene Ontology annotation, cellular component: nucleus. The record is from RefSeq and is a predicted model, not a curated record. Gene Ontology annotation, molecular function: transcription cis-regulatory region binding. NCBI's taxonomy places the organism in Eukaryota, Metazoa, Chordata, Amphibia, Anura, Pipidae.